Molecule: messenger RNA, 336 nt
Organism: Ramularia collo-cygni
Lineage: Eukaryota; Fungi; Ascomycota; Dothideomycetes; Mycosphaerellales; Mycosphaerellaceae
Exons: 1
Coding region: 1-336 (111 amino acids)
Source: RefSeq, a predicted model, not a curated record
AUGUCCGUCACGACCGCGAGGCUGCCCAAGUUCCACAUCGACCAAGAGCACGUAGGUCAUGGAAAGAUGGCAGAGCGAGAGUUCUUGAUGGUGUUCUGCGAGGAGGAGAUUGAUGGAGAUAUAGAGAUAGGCAAGCCCACGCAUAUCGGUGCGCCCGUCACUUACUCGUUUCUGUACGAAAGGAUGCCUGGCGGACGUGUACACCUCGAGCCGCGAAGGCAAUACCUCGAUCAGCUUUGUUUGACCUUCACGGAAAGCUGCCAAAUAUGGGCCCAACAUUUGUCCAUUGUUAAACGGGCUUUGCGGAGUUCGCGAGUCUCACCAGCUUUGAUUUGA